UGCGUUGAAGCAUCAUGUCUGCUGUAAAGACGGAAGAUGAAAUAACCGUCGUUGAGCGGGAAAUGAAAGAAUUUUGGACUGAAUUAAAAAGCGUUUAUGGCGCGGAACAGAUCAAUCAGACUUUAGCACUGAGAGACUCGUGCAAGGAGUCCAUAAAGGUGCUUUCAGAGAGAUGGGCCAAGAAGCUGAAAGAAGGGGACCUGAUGAUUGAUAAAAUUCAGGAGUACAGAAAUGAGAUUCUCCAGCAGAACAAACACAUAUCAGAAAAUGAAAAACAUUUGAUGGAAAUAAAAUCUAACCUAAACCACGAAGAAGAGCAAAAUAAGGAGUUGACUGACAGUAUCCGAGAGCUUAAAGAAGAGUUGAUGAAGAAAAAGGAAAUAAUAUCUUCAAAAAACAAAGCUACUAAGGAGAGAGUGGAACGACUGUGCAAGUCUAAAGAGCUGUUUGAAGAGCGGCUUGGAUUGGAAAUACGCAGAAUUCAUAAUGAGCAGUUACAGUUUAUAUUCAGACAUAUUGACCACAAAGAUCCCGACAAGCCAUAUAUGUUUACCCUUUCCAUAAAUGAACAGGGAGAUUAUGAAGUGACUUCAUGUACUCCUCCUCUGGAUUGUAUAUCAGAGUUCCAGCUGAAAGUGAGAGAAACUAACAAUUUUUCUGCAUUUAUUGCCAACAUCAGAAAAGCGUUCACUGCUUUAUCUUUUAAACAAUCUACUUAAAAUUAUAAAUGCUUCUAGCUAUGAAGCACUUUUAUUUUUCCUUCCUGUGCUGUGAAAGUAUGUAUCUAUCCAUGUCUUACUCUAAUUCUCUAAUUUCUAAAUAAAGAAAAAUAAUGAAAACAGUA
Phasianus colchicus (ring-necked pheasant) is the source of this 844-nucleotide messenger RNA. RefSeq names its product SPC25 component of NDC80 kinetochore complex (gene SPC25). NCBI's taxonomy places the organism in Eukaryota, Metazoa, Chordata, Aves, Galliformes, Phasianidae. Gene Ontology annotation, biological process: chromosome segregation. The record is from RefSeq and is a predicted model, not a curated record. Gene Ontology annotation, cellular component: Ndc80 complex.